Trematosphaeria pertusa is the source of this 998-nucleotide messenger RNA. RefSeq lists its product as uncharacterized. Bases 134 to 889 code for a protein of 251 amino acids. The record is from RefSeq and is a predicted model, not a curated record. NCBI's taxonomy places the organism in Eukaryota, Fungi, Ascomycota, Dothideomycetes, Pleosporales, Trematosphaeriaceae. The transcript has a single exon.
AGCGUCGACGCCUUGUACAUUCGAUGCUCUUCAUAUUUACUGGCUCGUAUAUCAUACCGACAACGGGAUAUGUGCAUGAGCAGGUCGGUCCUCCCUACGACAGUCUCCUACUCGCUUCACACACCACACGGCUAUGGACCGCGAGUCUGGACAGUGGAAAGGAUGCCUGGCCUUUUCUUCUUUCUUGUUUCAUAUCCACAGAAUCUUGAGCAGGGAACAUAUGCGAUAUGGAUACCUUGGUGGUGGUUGGCCGUCGCUCUUUCAUUGCUGGUUCUCUUCGAGCUCCUUUGUAUGUAGUGACUUAAGGGCUUGCGGUCAGUACCGUGUAGCCGUCCAAAUGUAUAUGUUUGGGCUCUUGCGCUUCUCAUCCUUUCUCCUUUGCGUCACCGUGACUUACACAGUGAUACUAACCCGCCGUGUCUUUCCUUGUCAUGCUUGCCUGACCCCCAUUACCCACUCUUCGCAUCUUCCCUUUCUCAUUCCAACACAUACCUUCCUUCCCUCCUCGCUGAAAGCCACCACUCGCCUCAACCAUCUAAAACACCCCGGGCCCUUGACGCCUCCCUCUUCCCGCUCACAAUUCCGACACUCACUCGCUCUGUACUAUCAAGCAAAACCCAAGCGAACAAAUCAGGCUCCGUACUACCAACACUCACCUUGUCCGUAUGUACCACUCCCCACUCCCCCUCCCACCCCAACAAUCGCUCCCGUUAGCUCCUUCAAGCCGCGAUCUCGCUCCCAUUCAAGCCCUACCGGACCCCUUACCGUCUCAUCCCACUGCCUCCUCAGCGCUCCAACAUCUCGCCGCGCCUCCGGACUCCGCGCAAGUUCCGCACAGCACGGUAUCCGCAGCAAGACUGCUUGGAGCCCCAAGUAUCCACAGUCGUAAAAAAAAUGCCUUGCGACGCCUUUCAAACCCUCCAUCCUUGAGGCGUAAUUCCCAGAGCGUAAUGAACCCAGAGUUAGCAUUACACACUGCCCCCGUCCGCCGUCCCUCC